CUCACGGACAGACGCCGGUGGAAACUUCUGCCUCAUCGUUCCAGCCGGAGCUUCGAAAGCACGUUGGCAUUGCUUGUUUCUAGCAAAACGCCUUGAUCUAUGGGCCUGGAACUCUGACAUCGACUCAUAGUGAACCCGAACAGCCCACCUAUUGAGAUUCCUUGUGAGCGGAACUGAAAGACUGCGAAGAACUUGAAUGCUGCAACACUUCUGACUGAAAUGAAAGCGCGUGCCCUCUCCGUUGUGGUUGUCGCUGUCGCAGCAGUGCUGAUCGUGUUUGUUCAAGGUGCUCUCAGCAUACGGUUUGAGCGUGUGGACGUCCCCGGAGCGGUCAUCAGCGGUGAACCUGUCCUGCUGCUGUGCGAGUACAAUCUGGAAGGCGCCGAACUGUACUCAGUCAAGUGGUACAAGAACAACGUCGAGUUCUACAGGUACUUGCCUAGCGACGCACCACCAGGCCAGAAGUACGACCUCGUUGGGCUCUACGUAAACCUGUCCAAGUCCAACCAUAACCGAGUGUACUUGGACCGCACAGACCUUAACAGCGAAGGCACCUAUGGCUGCGAAGUGUCCACCGAGGGACCAGAGUUCCGUACAAUCAUCUUUGAGAAGGACCUCAACAUAUACGUGUUGCCAGAUCGUGGGCCCGUCAUCGAAGGUGUGCGUGGACGCUAUCAACUGGGAGACAUCUUGAACGCCACCUGUCGAUCGAGGCCUUCAAAGCCUGCCCCUUUCCUGAACUGGUUUGUCAACGGAAAGCCGGCGCCGUCUCACCAGGUGACGCACAAGGGACCGUACCGGCGUGCCAACGCGCUGCAGGCAUCGGUGUCUACACUACGAUUCCAGAUCACAGCCCGCCAUCUGGCUCACGGCUUGCUCAGGCUGCGCUGUUCCUCUUCCAUCAACAAGAACCACUCUCGAAGCAGCCAGGAACUGCUCAUUGGCACACAGAGACACCUGGCUAGCGAAAAAACUUACGAGGAGGAGAAUGCGCCGACGGUGACCGGCGUGAAGCCGUACUACUCGGUGGGACACACGAUCGACGUGAACUGCAGCGCUGUCAUGACAACCGAUGAGAUUGAACUGGAGUGGUUCAUCAACGACGAUGAGCACAUGCCAAGCAGCUACCUGACGCGCUACCCGGUGAGCAGGCACUCUGAGACCGGCCUGCGCGAAACAGUGGUGCGGCUGCGCUUUGUUCUUCAGCCGCGCCACUACCACAACGACGAACUGCGGCUGCGCUGCACGGCCACCUUCUCCAAGCUGCUCACGCUUUCCUCCGAAGAGACGGUGCUCGUCGCCUCUCAGCAGACGCCAGGCUUUCACAUAGCGGAGAGCCACUCGGGCAGAACGGCACCUGGUUGCGGGACGCUCUUCUGGACAGCUCUGGAGGCAGUGUUCGUCUUCUUCCUUCUCCGCUAACGCAUUCGAAGGCCGUGACGUCACACUGACAAGCACACUGUUGGACAGGGGAGAAUGAAGCGAUGGUUGGCGUGUUGCGUAGCAUUGUUGUUGCUCAGGCUUGGUGACAAUCGCGGAUCCCAAAAUCAGCGUGGGAGGCGGUGGAAGACACGACAGCUGUGUGUGUGUGGUCGUGCUUCAAAACUGCUGUGCUGGGAAAAACGCUGUGUGUGUGUCUACGCUUCCGGUGGUGAUUCGUUUUUCUUCUUGUUGUUAUUGUUACUGUCCUAUGUUAACAGUGUUGGCAAGCAGUUGCUGUCCUCCUACUUCGACACAACGUGUUUUGUAGGCAUUUUUGUGAGCGCCGCGAUGUUGUAACUGCAUAGUUGUGCAUUCUAGAGAGUGUGCCAGAGAAAGGAUACUCCUGACAUUCAAUCAUCGACAGCGGAAGGACCGGACAAGACGUGAUUCUGGUGUUUUGAGUGUACUCCCGGUCGCCACGCGCAUUCACUUAGGGACAAAAGGCAAAGGAAGUGUCGCAGCAAUACAAGAACGUGGGCCGCUAAUCCAGCUGCCUGAACAGACCAAAGGCAGCGAUGACACAAUAAAAGUGCCUCUACUAUGCAA
This is a messenger RNA of Rhipicephalus microplus (southern cattle tick), 2028 nucleotides long. RefSeq lists its product as uncharacterized. The record is from RefSeq and is a predicted model, not a curated record. Lineage: Eukaryota; Metazoa; Arthropoda; Arachnida; Ixodida; Ixodidae.